GAGAGACUUAAAAGAAAUAGGAGGGGCUUGUGAGAGACUAGAAAUGUCAAUCAGAGCCCAGAGUCCCAAUAAUCUCAGGCAAUCUGUUAGGACCUGACCUGGGUCCACUCAGAUCAAUAGGAAAAGUGAGAGAAGAAAGAAGCGAUCGGAUCGUUUACCGCGGCGACCGAGAACAGGAGGGAGACCGCGGCCUCCGCGCACCCCCGGCUCCCCCCCCCAUGUCCGCCGGAGUUUGCGGGAGGCGCUGAAAGUGCGGGCGGCUGGCGAGGGCGAACGACCCGGCUCCCUCCUCCGCUCCUGGCCCUGCUACUUUCUCCCCUUUCUCUCCCUUCUUCCUCUCGUUUCCCCCCCCCCUCCUCCUCCUCCCCCCUCCCCUACCCCGCUCCCCCAUCAUGUCUUUCCCCCAGCUGGGCUACCAGUACAUCAGGCCGCUUUACCCGGCGGAGCGCCCGGGGAGCGGCGGCUCCCGCGGUGGCGCCGAGCUGGCCCCGUCCGGGACCCUCUCCAACGUGCUCUCCUCCAUGUACGGCGCGCCCUACGCCGCCGCCGCCGCCGCCCAGGGCUACGGAGCCUUCCUGCCCUACGCCGCAGAGCUGCCCAUCUUCCCCCAGCUGGGCGCCCAGUACGAGCUGAAGGAGAGCCCGGGGGUGCAGCACGCCGCCUUCCCCCCCCACCACCCCGCCUUCUACCCCUACGGGCAGUACCAGUUCGGGGACCCGUCGCGGCCCAAGAACGCCACCCGCGAGAGCACCAGCACCCUCAAGGCCUGGCUCAACGAGCACCGGAAAAACCCCUACCCCACCAAGGGCGAGAAGAUCAUGCUGGCCAUCAUCACCAAAAUGACCCUCACUCAGGUCUCCACCUGGUUCGCCAACGCGCGGCGGCGGCUCAAGAAGGAGAACAAAAUGACCUGGGCCCCCCGCAGCAGGACGGACGAGGAGGGCAACUCCUACGGCAGCGACCACGAGGGGGAAGAGGACAAGAGGGAGGACGAGGAGGAGAUCGACCUGGAGAACAUCGACACCGAGAACAUCGAGAGCAACAAGGACGAGCUCGAGGACGAUCUGCAGGACGCCGACCUCCUGCACUCUGACUCCAAGACGGACUCGGAGGGAUCCGAGGGCUUCGAGGACCUGCCCGGCUCCGAGGAGCGCUACGGCAAGGCCGCUGAGGGGGAGCCGCACCACCUCCGCCACCACCACCUGCACCACCAUCACCAUCAUCACCACCAUCACAAGUGCGAGCUGCCCGCCACCGCCGCAGCCGUCGGCCCGGAGCCCCUCAAGCCACCUCUCCCACCGCCGCCGCCCCACCUCUCGCCCCCCUCCUCUGCCUCCUCCUCCGCCGCCUCCUCCCCGACGGACGGCGCUUUGGCCGGCGCCCUGCCGAAGCCAAAGAUCUGGUCGCUGGCCGAGACGGCCACCAGCCCGGACAACCCCCGCAAGUCUCCUGGCGGCGGCUCUCCGCCGGCGGCCGCCCCCAGCCGCUGCCGCUGUCCACCCCGCCGCCCCACAGACUCGUCUCCUCCUGCCCUCUGGGCAAGUUCCCCAACUGGACCAACCGCGCCUUCCCGGCCCACCACCACCACCACCCCCCGCACCCGCUGGCCUUACUGAAC
This is a messenger RNA of Lepidothrix coronata (blue-crowned manakin), 1618 nucleotides long. RefSeq names its product iroquois homeobox 3 (gene IRX3). The record is from RefSeq and is a predicted model, not a curated record. NCBI's taxonomy places the organism in Eukaryota, Metazoa, Chordata, Aves, Passeriformes, Pipridae. Gene Ontology annotation, biological process: cell development; neuron differentiation; regulation of transcription by RNA polymerase II. Gene Ontology annotation, molecular function: RNA polymerase II cis-regulatory region sequence-specific DNA binding; DNA-binding transcription factor activity, RNA polymerase II-specific. Gene Ontology annotation, cellular component: nucleus.